CUUUUCCCCUCACCUUUCCCGCCAUUUCCCCCCUUUCCCCCCCCGUGUUGAAGCGCCCCGGCCUCAUCCCGGAGCCAUUUUAGGGGCCGGAGGGUGUGUCGGGGUGACCCUUGAGGGGCUCCCACGAUUUCGUUGGUUUUUUUUCUGAUGGUUUCCCCGUUUCUGGGGGCUCCCCCGCCCCCGUUGCCCCCGCAGCGUGUCGAAGCAGCACGCCAUCAUGCCGGGGCAGUCCUACGGGCUGGAGGACGGCUCGUGCAGCUACAAGGACUUCAGCGGCUCGCGGAACAACCGCUUCUCCACGCCCGAGCAGGCGGCCAAGAACCGCAUCCAGCACCCGUCCAACGUGCUGCACUUCUUCAACGCGCCCCUCGACGUCACCGAGGAGAACUUCUAUGAGAUCUGUGAUGAGUUGGGGGUCAAACGUCCCUCCUCGGUCAAGGUCUUCUCAGGCAAGAGCGAGCGCAGCUCCUCGGGGCUGCUCGAGUGGGACUCCAAGAGCGACGCGCUGGAGACCCUCGGCUUCCUCAACCACUUCCAGAUGAAGAACCCCAACGGGCCGUACCCCUACACGCUCAAGCUCUGCUUCUCCACGGCGCAGCACGCCUCGUAACGGGACCCCCGACCCCCCCACCCCCUUUUUUAGAGCCGAGGGGCAGCCCUGCCCCCUCCUCGACCCCGACUCCCGGCUGUGUGUCCCUCCCCUCCCUCAAUUUUUAAGGAGAAGAGUCGGGGCCCGACGGGGUCCCUCUGUGACCCCCCCCCCCCCCAAAAAAAUAAACCUGUUUGGAAAACA
Pipra filicauda (Wire-tailed manakin) is the source of this 793-nucleotide messenger RNA. RefSeq names its product heterogeneous nuclear ribonucleoprotein L-like. The coding region runs from base 218 to 610 and encodes 130 amino acids. Gene Ontology annotation, molecular function: nucleic acid binding. NCBI's taxonomy places the organism in Eukaryota, Metazoa, Chordata, Aves, Passeriformes, Pipridae. The record is from RefSeq and is a predicted model, not a curated record. The transcript has 4 exons.